Messenger RNA from Filobasidium floriforme, 1427 nucleotides. RefSeq names its product DnaJ domain-containing protein. Gene Ontology annotation, biological process: spliceosomal complex disassembly. Gene Ontology annotation, cellular component: spliceosomal complex. The record is from RefSeq and is a predicted model, not a curated record. Bases 161 to 1363 code for a protein of 400 amino acids. NCBI's taxonomy places the organism in Eukaryota, Fungi, Basidiomycota, Tremellomycetes, Filobasidiales, Filobasidiaceae. The transcript has 4 exons.
UGAUUGGUCGCGAUCGCCUCGUAAUCAGGGCUACCCCUGUAAAGGUAACGAUAAAACAUCUUCAACAAUAAUACAACUGUCUUGCCAUUGGAUUCGUCAGUACGUAGUACAUCCCCCACGAGCGGUCACCCGACAGGAUCAACCUUGGGCUCGAUUCAAAAUGGCACCCUUACUCUCCGAAGAAGAGCUCGCUUUGGGCGACCCGUAUGAGGUUCUGGGCGUUCCCGUAGACGCAACCGAAAAGCAGAUCAGGUCGGCUUAUCGUAGUCUCAGUUUGAGAUGUCAUCCGGAUAGGUUUCCUAACGAUGAGAAAGCAGCGAAACAAUUCUUCUCCAUCUCCCUCGCUGUGAAUCUUUUGACGGACCCCUCCAAGAGGUCGUUUCUGAACGGCCGGAUAGAGGAGGAAAAGCGGAAGAAGGAAAAGACGGCUGGGAUGGAGAAGAAACGACGGACGAUGGUGGAGGCUUUGCAAGCCCGCGAAGAAGAAGCAAAACGAGCUAAACUAGAUCUCGCUCGAGCUCACGCCGACGCUUCGGCUGAACAAUCGGUUCAAGAGAUCGGACGAAAGAUGCGUGAAGACGCCGCUAGGGCCGCCGAGGCGGCGAGAUUACAGGCUGUGGAGGAAGAAAAACAGCGGAUACGAGAGCUCGAACGGGCGACUGGAUCUAUGAACGGAGGGAACAACAAGGGCGCUGUGGUCAUGCCCGAGAACUCGCUCGAGUUGACCCUGAUGAUGCAAUUCCCCCUGGCCGAUUCUACCGGAUUGACAAGCACCACCGACUCGCUCCGGUCAGCCUUGUCGGCGAGGUAUGGUCCGUUGGAGAACAUCGACCUCUUGCCGCAAGCCGGACCUUCCGAAGCUAAACCGAAAAAGAGCAAAAAGGCCAAAGGGCCUCGAUACGCCGUCGAGUUCAGGAGGACGAAUAUGGACGGAUGUUGGGCUUGCUGGAAGGAUCAUCUGGAGGUCGAGGGAGCGGAAAAGUCGAGGCCAUUGGUUCCCGGCACCAAAGUCAAGUUUGCCGGGAAAAAGGACGGCGAGGCGCCAGCCUGGGUCGACAGUUUGGGAUCAACCGGCAAGAAGCCUGCAGCAAGUGAUACUAAACCGCCAACAGCCGCACCACCCAAGAUAUCCAGCACGUUCACCUCCUCCUUCCCAUCGACUACCACCUCGUCCUUCCCUAGCGUCCCGUCCUCUUUCCCAACACCUGAAUCGAAACGAAAACAACAAGAAGAGCAACGAGAACGUCGUGCAGCAGACGAUUUUGAGAGCGGGAUCUUGUUCCGGAUGCGUCAACAGGAGAGGGAGAAGCUGGAAAGGCAAAUCAGGGAACAGGAAGAGGCCGAGGAGACGGCAGCUGCGUAGCGCAUUGCGAAAUCGGGGAAUGAUCAUGUUCAUUUCGUUGGCGACGAUAUCGGUCGCUUUUGUA